AUGCCCUACCCGAAGUGGCUCGAAAUGAGAACACAAAAAUCGAAAGAUUUCGUAACAUUAGAAGACGCAGAAAAGGACAGAGACCAUCUUCUACCCCAUCAUAACGAGCGAAAUGAUUCUGGUAGUGAUUUGAACUCUCGACAAAAUCAAAAUGGCUCUCUGUUUACCAGAGUUGUCAUCAACCUUCUCGUGGUGCUAAUUGCAUUAGCGGUCAUGAUCAUUCUCCUCCUUUUGCAAAUUUUCAUGCAAGAUUCAAAGUGCUACGGCAAAUUUGAAAAUGGCUUUGACACGGACCUUGUUGCCGCAAAAAGUCAAAUAGAACUAGAGAAAGUCAUGUUCACUGGUGGUAUUCACUUUAACCCCGAUGGAAGUGUGUAUAUAAAGGACAUACCCGGGCCGAAGUAUGUUGGUCCUCCAUCACCAGAGAUUGACAAGGCAUGGGAUGAACUAUUAUAUGGCCAAAUUGUGAAUCUACCCGAAUCACAAGUACCCGAUGUCAAAGAUAGGACGUUUUUCCGCCCUGAGUAUCAGGCCUAUGAAACCGGGUUGGAUGCUGUUCACCAGCUGCAUUGCAUAAACCAAAUACGCAAGGCUUAUGCACCAGAAUACUAUGGUGCCUUAGACAAGUCUCCACACGGGACAAAGAUUCACAUAGGUUCGUCUUCAUCUAUUGACAUAUUCUGUGCAUCCAUUGGAGGCGAUCGACUUUACACCGAGCUGACAUUUGGCAUUCAAAAAGACCACUGUUUGGAUUAUCUUCGACAGAGCAUUCAGUGUAGUGCAGAUAUGACGCCUGUUGUCUUAUACUAUGAGCCGGCAAUCAACAUGUCUCUCCUGCGAAUGCAAGUCCGCGAGACCAAGGCUCUGAUCAAGAUGGACACGGAAGUCAUGGACAUGGAGGUCAUAUCUAGAAAUUUCUUUCUGAGUAGGAGACUUGAUUAUGGGAAAUCGUGA
Molecule: messenger RNA, 954 nt
Organism: Penicillium concentricum
Lineage: Eukaryota; Fungi; Ascomycota; Eurotiomycetes; Eurotiales; Aspergillaceae
Product: oxidase ustYa family protein
Exons: 5
Coding region: 1-954 (317 amino acids)
Biological process (GO): mycotoxin biosynthetic process
Source: RefSeq, a predicted model, not a curated record